AGGAUUCCUGGGAGAAGAGGCAGGAAAGGCCCCCUGUCAGUCAGAUCAGCCCGGGGGCCAGGGCCUCUCUGCCAUUCCUCUCCAAACAGAUGCCGUGGCUUCUGUGGCCCUUGGGGAAGUGGGUGGGUGAGCCCAGGCCAGGGCAAGGCCGGUGGGACACAGGGCAAAGGCCUAGCCCAAGAAGCACCCCCGAUGUGCCCUCCAGGGACGGUGCUCCCUUCCAUGCCUCUCCUUCGCCCCCUGACCUCCCUGAGCCCUGCCAGGCGGUGCUUACCUGAAGCCAGAGCCGGGGUGGAUUAACGAGCAGGGGUCAGAGGGUUUGAGGCCCGCACUGAGCCCUGCCUCCCCUGGCCAGGUUUCCCCAGACCUGCCCUGUGCCAUGGCAGGCCACCUUCUCCCCAUCUGCACCCUCUUCCUGGCCUCGCUCGGCACGGCCCCAGGCGCCGGGGGCCCCGUGGUACCCAACCAGCCCUUCGCCACCGUCUGGAAUGCAAACACCCAGUGGUGCCUGGAGACACACGGCGUGGACGUGGACGUCAGUGUCUUUGACGUGGUGGCCAACCCAGGGCAGACCUUCCUCGGGCCGGACGUGACCAUUUUCUACAGCUCCCAGCUGGGCACCUACCCCUACUACACGUCUGCCGGGCAGCCGGUGUUCGGCGGCCUGCCCCAGAACGCCAGCCUGGACGCGCACCUGGCCCGCACCUACGGGGACAUCCUGGCUGCCAUGCCGGCGUCCAACUUCUCGGGGCUAGCCGUCAUUGACUGGGAGGCCUGGCGCCCGCGCUGGGCCUUCAACUGGGACGCCAAGGACAUUUACCGGCAGCGCUCACGGGAACUGGUGCAGGGGCAGCACCCCGACUGGCCGGCGCCUUGGGUGGAGGCGGCAGCCCAGGACCAGUUCCAGAGGGCUGCGCAGGCCUGGAUGGCGGGCACCCUCAAACUGGGGCGGGCGCUGCGGCCUCGCGGCCUCUGGGGCUUCUACGGCUUCCCCGGCUGCUACAACUACGACUUCCUGAGCCCCAACUACACAGGCGAGUGCCCGCCGGGGGUCCGCGCCCAGAACGACCAGCUGGAGUGGCUGUGGGGCCAGAGCCGUGCCCUCUACCCCAGCAUCUACAUCCCUGCGGCGCUGGAGGGCACAGGGAAGGCACAGGCGUACAUGCGGCACCGAGUGGGCGAGGCGUUCCGUGUGGCGGUGGGCGCCAGGGACCCCGGUCUGCCGGUGCUGCCCUACGCUCAGAUCUUCUAUGACAUGACCAACCGCUUUCUGCCGCUGGAGGAGCUGGAGCACAGCCUGGGGGAGAGUGCGGCCCAGGGAGCAGCAGGAGUGGUGCUCUGGGUGAGCUGGGAGAACACAAAAACCAAGGGGGCAGCGCAGACUGACGGAGGACUCCGAGCCAGAGGGAGCGAGAUUCGGAUCUGCGCGGAGCCUGCACCCCGAGCAUCCUGGAGCCCGGCUUCAACAUGUUUCCAUUCCUGGGGCGUGACCAUGCAGCUAGGCGCGGCCCUGGUGCUGGGGGCGGCCCUGUGCCUGGGGUGUGGCCACCCCCUACUGCGGGCCCCCGCCCGCCCCUUCUCCGUGCUGUGGAACGUGCCCUCGGCACGCUGUGGAGCCCGCUUUGGCGUGCACCUGCCACUGGAGGCCCUGGGCCUCACAGCCAACCGUGCCCAGCGUUUCCGCGGCCAGAACAUCACCAUCUUCUACAAAAAACAGCUGGGCCUCUACCCCUACUUUGGGCGCAGGGGCACGGCUCACAACGGAGGCAUCCCUCAAGCGGUGCCCCUUGACCACCACCUGGCACGGGCUGCCUACCAGAUCCGCCACAGCCUGGGAACUGGCUUCGCCGGCCUGGCGGUGCUGGACUGGGAAGAAUGGUCCCCACUCUGGGCCGGGAACUGGGGCCGCCACCGAGCCUAUCGGGACGCCUCAUGGGCUUGGGCACAGCGGGUGUUCCCCCACCUGGACCCCCAGGAGCAGCUGCGCAAGGCCCGAACUGGCUUUGAGCAGGCGGCCCGGGCCCUGAUGGAGGGCACUCUGCGGCUGGGCCGGGCGCUGCGGCCCCGCGGGCUCUGGGGUUUCUACCGCUUCCCGGCCUGCGGCAACGGCUGGCACGGUGCAGGUUCCAAUUACACGGGCCACUGCCACGCGGCUACCCGUGCCCGCAACACCCAGCUGCGCUGGCUCUGGGCUGCCUCCAGCGCCCUCUUCCCCAGCAUCUACCUCCCGCCCAGGCUGCCGCCCGCGCACCGCCAGGCAUUCGUCCGCCACCGCCUGGAGGAGGCCUUCCGAGUGGCCCGCGCCGGGCACCCACAGCCCCUGCCUGUCCUAGCCUACGCCCGCCUCACGUCCCGGAGCUCUGGCAGGUUCCUGUCCCAGGACGACCUCGUGCAGACCGUCGGCGUCAGCGCAGCACUGGGGGCCGCCGGCGUGGUGCUCUGGGGAAACCUGGGCAUCUCCAGCUCUCAGGAGAAGUGCUGGCAUCUUCGUGACUACCUGGUGGGCACCCUGGGCCCCUAUGUGAUUAAUGUGACCAGGGCGGCCACAGCCUGCAGUCACCAGUGGUGCCAUGGCCAUGGGCGCUGCGUCCGGCGAGAUCCAGGACAGCUGGAAGCCUUUCUACACCUGCGGCCAGAUGGCAGCCCUGGAGCUUGGGAGUCCUUCCGCUGCCGGUGCUACGGGGGCUGGGCAGGCCCCACCUGUCAGGAGCCCAGGCCUAAGCCCGGGCCUGAAGAAACAGCAUGAAGCCAGGACACCUGCCGCCGCCCUCUGGCCCCUGCUGCCUUUCCCAGGCCUUGAGGGCUCUGCCCCACUCCGUGCUCUUCAGCUUAGCCAGUCCUCCCACCCACACACCCUGCCCCCCAUGGGUCCCUGGGGAGUGGAAGACAUCAGAAGGGAACAUUUACACGUGUAGACCCAGAGGCUCUCUGAGAUCACCUGAUCCCUGCUACAAAGGAAGCAGUCCCAGGGAGAGAGAGACGAGGUUCCAGAUGAUUAGGGUUGCCAACGGAGGGCUCUGUUCCUACACGCCACUGGGCCCACGGAGAGGUGGAAGGAGACCUGUCCCAGGGCAGGAGGGCCUCAGGAUCUUGGCUAAAGUCUGCGCACGCUUAAACUGUUGUCUGUACUUUGCUUUCAUCAUAAAGUCGCUUUUUCUUU
Messenger RNA from Phyllostomus discolor (pale spear-nosed bat), 3160 nucleotides. Its product is annotated as hyaluronidase-1. Gene Ontology annotation, molecular function: hyalurononglucosaminidase activity. Gene Ontology annotation, cellular component: acrosomal vesicle. The transcript is spliced from 6 exons. Gene Ontology annotation, biological process: hyaluronan catabolic process; carbohydrate metabolic process. The record is from RefSeq and is a predicted model, not a curated record. NCBI's taxonomy places the organism in Eukaryota, Metazoa, Chordata, Mammalia, Chiroptera, Phyllostomidae. Bases 380 to 2746 code for a protein of 788 amino acids.